Messenger RNA from Striga asiatica, 1486 nucleotides. Lineage: Eukaryota; Viridiplantae; Streptophyta; Magnoliopsida; Lamiales; Orobanchaceae. The record is from the annotation of a GenBank genome assembly.
UGAAGCUAGAAUUCAGUUGUCAGUACAAUAAAAUUCGAGUCCCAUUGAAAACAACGGUAAGGGAAAAUAUCAAAAUAUAUACAUUAAAAAGGUAGCUAAAACUAAAAGGAAUACGCCUUUCUCAUUUUCAUUUUUCCCUUUCCAAAACAGAAACAACUAUUCAAUUCAAAAAAUCAUCAAUUCUGGAAUUCUUCAAAAGCUAUUCCGUUAAACCUCCAAUAAGAUUCUGUAUUUCUGUUCGUGUAUUCAUUCAUUCGAGAGCUAUUGAUCGUUUCGUGAAUGGAAGCCAUCAGAAAACAAGCCUCGAGACUCCGCGAACAGGUCGCCAGGCAACAGCAGGCUGUUCUGAAGCAGUUUGGUGCAUAUGGUGCUUCAGAUAUUGUGGCUGAUGAUGCUGAGUCCCAGCAGCACCAGAAACUUGAAAAACUAUACAUAUCGACUCGUGCUGCCAAGCAUUUCCAAAGGGACAUUGUUCGUGGUGUUGAAGGUUAUAUAGUUACAGGGUCUAAACAAGUCGAGAUAGGAACUAAAUUGUCAGAAGAUAGCAGGAAAUAUGGAGUUGAAAAUACAUGUACCAGUGGUAGUACAUUGUCAAAAGCUGCAUCAAAUUUCUCACGAGCUCGUGCUCAAAUAGAGAAAGAACGUGGAAAUCUGCUAAAAGCCUUUGGCACACAGGUGGCUGAACCAUUGAGAGCUAUGGUAAUGGGAGCUCCAUUGGAAGAUGCUCGACAUCUUGCCCAAAGAUAUGAUAGGAUGCGGCAGGAGGCUGAAGCUCAGGCUGUUGAAGUUGCCCGAAGACAAGCCAAAGUAAGAGAAGGAACUGCACAUCCGGACGUGGCUUUUAAGCUUGAAGCAGCUGAAGCUAAACUGCACGAUCUGAAGUCAAAUGUCGCCACACUUGGGAAAGAAGCUGCUGCUGCUAUGGCUGCUGUUGAGGCUCAACAACAGAGGUUGACCCUUCAACGGCUAAUUGCCAUGGUUGAGGCUGAACGAGCUUACCAUCAGCAUGUCCUUCAAAUACUAGAUCAGCUUGAAGGCGAGAUGAUUUCCGAGCGCCAACGAAUUGAAGCAGCUCCUGCUCCAAGCGUGAGCGUGGAUACUAUGCCUGCUGCUCCACCUCCACCAUCAUAUGAAGAACUAAAUGGCGUGUCAACUUCACCAAUGCAAAACGGGUUGACUGAUAGUAUGGGUUACUUCCUUGGGGAGGUUUUGUACACAUAUCAAGCUGAAUCCGAUGUCGAGCUUAAUUUAUCAGUUGGUGACUAUGUGGUUUCAAACAAUGGGUGGGCUGAGGGCGAGUGCAAAGGGAAAGCUGGUUGGUUUCCAUUUGGAUACAUAGAGAGGCGCGACCGUGUUCUUGCAAGCAAGGUAGCUGAAGUUUUUUGAUCUACUGUCAGUGGGUGUGAUUUUUAAAUGCUCUUAUGUAUGUGUUUCGUGGAUAUAUAAACGUAUAUUUAGAGUUUUUAAUUUUCUUGUGUUAUAUAUU